GGAGACGGAGGGGUUAUCAUGAGCCGCCCGUGAGAUUCAGCAGCAGCCAGAUGUAUACUUUCCAAAUGGAGGAUUCAUGUUUCACUCACAUUGGAUCGCCAGCAUCUGACCUGAUGUGUGUCAUUUCUUAGCAGCCGUGACGAGGACAGACAUUAAAGAGAGGAGAGAGGAGCACAUCGACACAAGUGUGAGGAGAAGCUCUCAGUACAGCAAACACACCGCGCAGACUGGGGACCACUUGAUUGAGCUAUGGGGUGUAGGCUUCCUAAAUUGCGGAAGGCAGAAGAGAGGCGCAGCCCGGGGAAUAUCUACUCCACCCUUCGAAGGCCUCAGGUGGAGACCAAAGUGGGCGUGUCAUACACCUACCACUUCCUGGAUUUUCUGCUGGGGAAAGAAGAGGUGCCGGUGUCAUCGGUGCUUUGUCUCUCCUCUGUCAGAGAGCUCCCCGUUCAGGUCAGGGAGCUCUACGCUCAGGGUUUUGUCCUGGUCGCUGUGCAUCCGUUUGUCCAUCCCUGUGGACCUCGUAAUGCACACAUCCAGCGCCAGCUCCACCGGGCCGUGCUGGUCCGAGAGACGCCAAGUUCAGAGAAAAGCCAACUGAGGUGGUCGAGACAUCGUCUGGAGACAGAUGUGUGUGUGGCAAGUCACCAGGCUGCCGACCCAGAAGUCAUCCAGAGCUAUGUCAAGAGGAUCCAGGACGUAGCGGAGCAAGGGGUGAUGUUUGUAGGCUUUCUGCAGCAGCCAGGCGGAGGACCCUGCUACUCUGGGAACUGGGAUCCCGACGAGCUGUCCUCCUUACAUUCAAGCCCCUCACCUAUUCACCGACAUCCUUUCAGUGCCAACAACAGCCCGACAGAUCCAACAGAACCGCCUCAUAAUGACACAGAGCCUGGGUUAGAUCAUCACACACAGGACCACGACACAAGAGACGUCAUUCCCCUGAAACCCAUCCAGAGUUCAGAGCUCGACAAAGACGAGUCCAGUGAGCAAAGUUUCAAGGGGUCACUAGAAUCAAGGAACCAACCUCAACAUCCCAGCGGUGUGGACACGGUUCAUAAACGUUUAAAUCAGAACCCAGCAGAAGCCCCAGUGAAGCCACUGUGUCCCAGCCCUCCAGAAGCUGCAGGUAUAGUCAGACAGCAAAGAGGCUGUCUACCAGAACUCAAAGAAUCCACCGAGAAGCAUUUGAACCUAUCCAAUCAGACAGACCGACAAAGCUCAAGCUCCUACAGCUGGCCCAGCUCUCCUGAACUGGAUCGGAGCAUGGAGAGGAAGUCCUCCUGCACAGAAAGGCAAAGCAGAGCGACAACGCACAACAACAACCAUAUCCGGCUCAAGGGGUCAGAGAAAGAUGAGAAUGCAGCGACACCGCCAGCGCAGGGCAGGAUGCAGCUCUUCGCCUUGUACAACCACACGGAGGAGCUGAACACUUCUCUGAGGUUCUACUCUCUCAGGGUGCCGCUGCAGGUGCAGAAGGAAGCAGGGCUGAUCACAGAUGUCGACACGAACUGGCUCGACCACAUGACUCAGCAUUUCACCAGCGGGGCACACCUCAUCGAUGGAUUUUUCCAGCUUGAAGACAAUAACGACAAUGGCGUUUCAUCAGUGGACAGUGUGUUCAUCUUCCAGAGCUCCGCGGAGGACGCCACAAACACCUCCUACGACGCCAUCGUGGUGGAGCAGUGGACUGUUGUUGAUGGAGUUGUGGUGAAGACAGACUACAUCCCCCUGCUCCAGUCUCUGGCUCCGUAUGGAUGGAGACUGAUGUGUGUGUUACCCACACCUAUAGUGAAGACCAACAGUGACGGGAGUUUGUCGACCAAGCAAAUCCUCUUCCUUCAGAGACCCGUUCUGCAGCGCAAGAGAAAAGACUUCAAGAUGCGCAACCUCAGGGGUCGCAGCAAGGCGAAGAAGAAAUCUACCAGGGAAACAGAAGAAGAGAGGGAGAACAUGUCCCCUCUGAUGGAGACGGAGAUGGACAGGUUGAGGAGGAACUCAAAGGAGGAGGAUGAAGAAGACGAAGAGGCAGAGGGGAGGAAGAGCAAGGACAGCGGAAGGAGCGAAGGUGCUGAGGAGAGGGAAGAGGAUGCACAUCAUCAAAGGGGCUUCUGGUUCUUAUCGGGGAGCAGGGCUUCUGUCGAGGAACAGGAAGAGGAAACCGACGUCGAUGAGAUCAAGCUGUCCGAGCUGGAGCAGUCGGUGAGAUGGACAGAUGUAUGCCGGAGAAGUGACAGGGGGGUCAAGGAGGAGGUGAAGACGGAGGAGAGGAUCAAGCAGCAGCUGUUUUCUGGCGUCUGUUGACACAUUGGGCACAAAGCAGGCGAGGGUGGGGGAGCUGAAGCCUGUUUAGCUGAUCAAAAACAAUGCCUUUUAAAAUAACUUUUUGUUCAUCUGAGUUUCGGUUGUUCCCCUGACAACCCAGAUGUAGUCAGUCAUUCUGUUCCUGGUCCUGAUGUGCUGUUACCUGCACUGUUGCAAGUCUUUGAGGUUGUAGAUCCCAUACUGCGGGAAGUGUUGUGCAGUCCUCUGCUUUGGGUCAGUGUUGCUAUUUGAUGUGUUCUUAUAUGAAAUAAAUCCGUGCAAGGCUAAUAGAGAACGACCUAGAGCGAGUCUCCAGUCCAGGCCUUAAUUCUCUUGUUGUAUUUUACUACUGUUCUUGUCAUAGGAACGUUAAAAAGGGAGUUUCACUGGGCUCGCUGUAUUUUUAUACAUGAAGUAUAUCAUUUUAAAUAGUCGACACAACGUAUGAUAAACCCGGUGUUGGAGCAUAACCGAUACAUCUGCAUAUAGCUCUACCGGCCUUCGAAAUUGCAUUACUGAAAUUCCUUUUUUUUUAGUUAAUUAAGAAACUUUUUCUUCCAAACGUACUGUGGUUUCGUCAACAGUAAGUUUAUCCUUUAAUUCUAAAAUAUUUCAGAACUUUAUAUUAAAAUAUUAAGGGAUCCAGAAAAAUGAACAAUUUCAUAAUGAUCAGAUUUUUAAAACUCUUUGUAUCGGUCAGACUUUUCUCCAAAUCAUCUACCACAUAAUACACAGAACACACUCCUAUGAAGACUGAUUAGUUUCUUGUCUGUUUAUUAUCCAGAGUAACAGGGAAAAUGCUUUUGAACAUUUUGAAAUGCUAAGGGAAUCAGACUUUAAAUGAUUAGAAACAAGAUGAAAGGAAAAAUGCCUUUUGUAAUUCAAGAAAACGGACCUUUUCGUUUAUUUGAAAAACAUGUGAACCUAUUUCCUGGACCGCCUGUGUCGUGUCUGAGUAGUGUGACAUGUGAGUCUUUAUAUAAAAGCGGAGGUCAAUAAAGUGUUUGAAAACA
Molecule: messenger RNA, 3314 nt
Organism: Eleginops maclovinus (Patagonian blennie)
Lineage: Eukaryota; Metazoa; Chordata; Actinopteri; Perciformes; Eleginopidae
Gene: rftn1a
Product: raftlin, lipid raft linker 1a
Exons: 10
Coding region: 250-2301 (683 amino acids)
Source: RefSeq, a predicted model, not a curated record